ACAACGUUUCGUGUCUCUGACGAAAGUGCUUCGUCAAGUGUCAAGUCAGCUUUGAUUUUUGAAUAUUGAAUGGGCUCGCGUCCCACGGGUUGUUUUAAUUCUAGUUACUGGGAUAGUAAAUAUCGUUCGUUCGUUCGUUCGUAUCGAGUGUGCCUUGAAACUGUCUCUGGUCCAAGGAAAUUGUGUUACGAAUUUAUUAUGUCGUAGCCACAGAAUAAUUGUUGGGUAGUCUGUGUCGUAGCGCUGCUUUUCUCGGUGCAAAAGACGCUGAUCGAGCGAUUUUCCCUCGGAUUUUCCCAUUUGAUUUCGUUAUGUGCGCUUCUUAGUGCGUUUAGUUUUUUGUCCGUGAUGUCCUUUUUCAAUUUUGGUGGGGAUUUUUCUGGUGCUCCGAAGAGGCCUUUGAAUGCCAAGAGCCCCACGAUACCUUUUUGUACGAGCCCCAGUCAAUUGGAGGAAGUUACACUCGAUCAAGAUGUCACAUUCUCAAAUACGAUGGGUCUCAGGUCACCCGGAGGACCCAUGCGGGGCAGAUCCGUCAGAGAGAUCGAGGACCAACUCAGCAAUCUCAAAAAGGAGAAUUUCAAUCUAAAGCUUAGGAUAUAUUUUUUGGAAGAGAAAAUGGGAGCUCAUUUUACAUUGGACAAGGACAACAUUGUCAAAAAAUACAUUGAACUUCAGGUUGAAUUCGGGAAUUUACAAAAAGAGUUGGAUGAGAAGCACGAUCUUUUAUGUCAAGCAGUCAAAGCCAUGGAAUUAGAAGAGGAAGAACAUAAAAAGUAUGUGUCUAGCAAAGAUGAUCAGCUAAGUAUGUGCCAGCAAGAGUUGGAAGAUCUAAGAAUGCAAUUACAGGAUACAAAGUUUGACUCUGAUGGAAUAUCUUUGAAAUCAGACACGACUGGAUUUUACAGUAAUAAAGCAUUGAAUAGUGGAGGUUUAUUGACCGAACUGCAAGAAAAAGUGAAAAUAUUGGAAGCCGAGCUCCAUCUCGAGAAAGAAAACAACGCCUCAUUACAAUUCAUCAUAGGCCAUGCAGAAACAUUGAAAAUUCGAUACGAAAACACGCAAAAAGAGUGCCAAGCCAAAGACGCGACAAUCAGCAACCUGCACGAAGAAAUCGAAGCUUCCAACUCAAAAAUAAUGGACUAUUCGGCACGGCUCACGGAAAUGCAAGAAAAACUCGAAAAAGCCUAUAAAGAGAACGACAGCUUCUCCAAGAGAAUCCGAAGCGACAGCAGAAGACUCGAGGAAGCCGCCAAUCAAAUCGUCGACCUCAAAAAAAAAUACUCCACCUUGAAAACAGACUACGAACGUGAGCACAAAAAAGCGGAAAAACAGAAAAGUAUGAGCGACUCGCGCAUCGCCGAGCUUGAGGGCGACAACGACAAGCACAAGGCCAAAGUGCGAGACCUACAAGCCCGCUUGGAGGCAGCCACUGCCGACGUCAGGAAGAACCAGAACCUAGCGGUUGCCACCCUGUACACAUCCACCCCGCCGCCUGACUCUCAUCUCCAUUCUCUUUCAGUUCAGGACCCAACAGCACCUGCAGGAGCUCAGGAAACGCACCCACUUGAUGUACAGAUAACCGCCCCGGAAGCGCCCCGCCCAGACUCGCGCAGCUCGGGCGAUUUCUCGCACGUCCCUGAGGCGGUUCGCGGGGAGUUUGUGCGGCUGCGCGAGGAGAGCGACGCGCUCAGGGCGAAGCUGCUCAAGCUGAAGAAGGAGCAGUUCAAGGCCUGCGAGAUCAUAAAGACCAUGAUGACGUCACGGAAUAAGGCGAACGAGGAGAUUUCUUGUUUGAGGGGGCAGGUGAAGGAGUUGGAGAGGGAGUUGGAGUCGGUGGUGUCGAAGCCGGCCAGCGACGGGGACGAUGGGGGGGCCAAGGGGGGUGAGGUGGAGCAGCGAGAGAAACCGACCACCAAAUCAGACGCCGAAGAAAUGGAGAUUGCCGAGCUGUACAAAGCUCUGACCGUCGAAUUAGAAGCCAAAGUCGAGGUAUUGGUGGCAACUUUGAAUGAGAAAGACAACCAAAUGCAAAAUAUCCGGAAGCAAUAUGAUGAAAUUAUGAUGUGCCUGGAAGAAAAAGAAACCAAAUUGGCAGAUAUGGAGUUCGAAUUGCUAUGUUCAGAGAAUGCUGAGUCGUCGGUUUCCGGAAAAUAUGAAAUUUACCAGAAGGAAAUGGAGGAAAAGGACAAGAAAAUCGAGAAAUUGACAGAGGAAUUGAAGAAGUGUACUUGCUAUCUUCAAGAAAUCGUCAAUAAAGAGCUGUGGGACAAAAACAAGGAAAUCGAGAAGCUCCACAAUAAACAUAGCAGUUCACCCGACACCUGCAAAUUACAGAAAGAGCUGUUGAAAAGAGAAGAACAAAUAGAGAAACUCGGCUCUAAAAUCUCCAAUCUUCAAAUCGAGAAUGAAAGAUCUGAAAAGCUAAGAGCGGAAUCCAACGAGGUCUGUCUGUUACUCAAUUCACGUCUAGAAGAACUGGCAUUGUUCCUAGAUUCCCUACUCAGGCACAAAUCAGUUCUAGGCUUCCUAGGAUUGCACAAGGAGAAAAGGUUGCGCAGCCUAGUGAACAACAGCCUAGACAUAUCCAAAUCUUUCGCGACCAGCAUGAUGGUCUCGGGAGACCAAACCCUGGCACAACUGUCUAACAUAACCGCACUACUAGAUGGUUCAGAACUUGGAGAUCUCUCCUUGAAUCAACAUGCGGAAGACGACAGUUCAACAACCUUAUCCAUAGUCCCAAACGACGUCACCUUAACCUACCAAAGCCAUCUGCACAAAUCCACCAAGAAAGAUAACCUCGACAACGAAUCUGUGAUACUAGCGCUCAGAGAGCAAAUCCUCAACCUCAAAUCCGAGCUGCAACUCAGAGACAACGAGCUCAACAAACUGAAUGUGAUAACCAACAAAACCUCUGAAAGCGAAACCGGACCAAAAGACGUCUCCAAACUGUUCACCACCCCUGUCAAGUGUAACACCACCUCCACAACUCUAAAGUAUCAGUCCGAGUGCCAUUCGGAGUCCGAGGGAUGGUCUGAGCCCGACAGGGUGGUAUCCAGGGCGAGGAUAGGCUUGAGCCAGACCGCGCCAGAAUUUCUGAGCAUCGCCAAAGAUCUCAGCGAGUCCACGGGAGAAGAAUCAGCUCUCAGCCUCACACCUACCAAGAGGUCUUUUGAGAAACGUUCUAGCUCAGACUUCUUCGAGCUGCAAGAGGAAAUCAAAAGGAAAACUGAGGAGCUGGCCUUAGCAGAGGCUAAGCUGGCUCAGAGCGUCGAUAAAAGUGCCUUCGAGGAGUUGAAAGUUAGGUUGAGUGAAGCUGAGGCGAGCCUGACGGAAGCUAGAAAUCGAAAGGAAGAAGCCGAAAUCAAGAUGGCUGAAUUACAUAAGACUGUGGAGGAACUGAGUCGAGACAAGGAGGUCUUGAAGGAGUCGAUUAUUGGAAAAGACAAGGAGAAAAAUGAUUUGAUUAAUGCCUUGGAGGUUGAGAAGGGUGAAGCCAGAAGACUGGCGGAAGAAUAUGAGAGGGAGGCUAUCAGAGCGAAGCGAGACAUUGAGGAGCAGGGCAUGAAGCUCAAAGAGGCCCACAAGGAGAUGGAAAGUCUCGAAGCUAGUUUGAGAAGCGAAUAUGAGCAAUUCGCUAUUGCCAAGCUUCGUAGCGCCGAAGAAGAUUUUCUCAAGCAGCUGAACCUCCGAGAAAAAAAGGCACAGGAUAACUUGAAGUUGCUGGAAGAUCGUUACGCUAAGGAUUAUGUGAAAAGAAGCGAUGUGGAAGAGAAACUUUUGCAAGUGGAUAAACUUUUGGCCGCACUGAACGAGUUGAAGGAUGAGGUGUCUACUUAUGAACGCACGAUGCUAGAGUAUAAGGAAAGGAACAAUGAACUGAACUCUAAACUCAGCGAGCUGCAGAGGCAAAAAUCGCAGCUGGAAGUUCGAUUGAGUGAACUAGAGUCGAACAAUGCCGAGUUGCACAACCGGUUGGUGAGGUUGCAGGCCAGCAGAAAUGAGUUCAACUAUGCGAGUCGUGGGACGUAUACUAGGCACGACCCUGUCGCCCCGCCCACCCUGGCAAGGCCACACCCACCGGCCGCCCUGGAGGCGGAGCGUCGGGAAUCCAACGCCUCCCCAGACUUGGGCAUCGAGAGCGACCACGGGCGGUUCUCCAGCCUAGAAGCGCCGGUGCAGCAGAGGCCCUUGCUGCCCACCAUCGAGCUGACGGAGGCUAUGAGCGACUUACUAGAUGCGGAGGAGGGCAGCUAUUGCGGAAGCGACCAUUGUUGUCGCAGGACCACCGCCUUCGCCCAAGAGAACGGUGAGCUGAAACGCAAGCUGCUGCGCAUGCGUCGAGCCCUAGAAGAGACGGCCGCCCAACUCAACUUGGCCAAUCAGCGCAAGAAGCAGGUGGAGAAGGUGAUCUGCAAGCAGAUCCACAAGACUAGUCAGGUGCUGAGGAAGGCAAAGGCGAACCUGGAUUCGGGCUCGGAACCCGAUCUGUUGGACAGGGAAUGAUAGCAUAGGAUGCGAGAAUCCAAAGAACCAUGACUUAAGGUAUGAACGCUUUUUUUUACCGAUCAUAAGGAUUCUAGCUAUGGCGGUCUAUUCGAGUCUCUGUAUCCUUUUUUAAUAACCCAACAUAUCAAUUUCUGUGAUGUAUCACAAAUUUCAACCAUGUACAUUGUAAAGGGUGACUGGUACUAGAGACUCAUCAUUGGGAUCUCGUAAAUUCUAUAAGAGAUACAGGGUCGGUUGGUUAAAUUAUGUAAAACUUGCGAAAUUUUCUGAAUCCUCUUUUUUUUUUUUUUCAAGUUAUUUGAAUACAUUCAUCAGGACCAUUUUUUCUGCUCUACAAGUUGGCGUUUUCAAAUUUCAAAUCGGACGUUUUGUCUUCCAGAAACAAUCAUCAACUAUUGAAUACGGACCUGGAUUUUUUAUUUCAUUUUCUCUCACCUUUGGAUUGCCCAGAAGCUAUGAGCAAUCACAAAUUCAAAACGAAACUGUCAAUUCAUGUAAACAAACCUUCGAAAAGAAAGAUCAAUGAUAGAUUAAUAGCUUUUGGUCUCUCUGAAAGUGAGAAAAAAUUAAAUGAAAAAUCCAGGUCCGUAUUUGAAAAAUAAGUUGAUGAUGGUUUAUGGAAGACGAAAAGUCAGAUUGCAAAUUUUGAAAACGCCAACUGUACAGAAGAAGAAGUGGCCAUAAUGAAGUGUCAUUCAUUUUGAUUAAUAUCUUCAAAUAACUUUGAUUGAUUGAUGAAAAUUUAGUUUUUUUCGAAUAUCCGAAAGUAUUCGGGAUUUUCCUAGUUUCAAAACGACAUUUUGUUAGGGAUGAAAGUGCGCAACAUUCAGUAUCUCUUACUGUUCACACCACGAAAUCCCGAUGUAUUUUUUGAAAAAAAAAAAAACUGUGCAGGCCGAUAUUGAUUCGCUAUGGUGUUAGGUCAAUAUUUCUAAAUAUAUUUUAUUUACAUAAACCACAGGCAUUGUUAAAUCAUACUAUUCUUAAGGAAAGAUGCAAAUUCGAAUUGAUCGCCAUAGUUAGAAUCGUUCUGAUUAGACCGAAAAUGUAUGGAUACCGAAAGUCAUGGAUAUUUGAAUUCUUGUGCAUAGGCUUCCUUCAUACGAUACAGGGUGAGUCGGUGUUUGCGGUCAAACUGAACUUCGUGCGACAAGUCAAGGUGGACAUUUUACUGUGUUUGUCGAGGUCAGGGGGUGGACAUUUCUCGAAAUUAUGUUUGGUGAAACUGUGUAGUUGAUUUUUGCUCAAAUGUUGAUGAUUGAUAUUCCAAAUCUUCUCUUUAAAUUGAAACCGACUUUCGGAAAACCGGGUAUUUCCAGGGAAUUUUAAAAUUUUAAAUAAUGUUCACGAGUUUAUUACUAUUAUUGAAAAUUUUCUGAAGUUUUACAUUUUAUUAUUAUGACACACACUUGAUUUGGGAAAUGAAGAAUGUUACUACUGUUGAUAUUUUAAUCAGAAAACUAGGAUUAUCAUGUUUGAGCUGUAAAAAUGUAGUUUUUUUUUACUUUACCAAGUUUUACUGGGGUUUUAAAAAUGAAUUUUUAGUGCUAUAUUUCGUUAUAUGUAUGUCGCCCUGUAUUUUUAUGUUCUGUAUAUUAUUUCCACACGAAAAUCUUAAGUAUUAAAUUAGGAAUAAGUACUUUUUUACUGUAUAUAUUAUAUAUGGGAUGUGAUAGUUCCCGUUUUCUAUAAUGUGCCAAUUUUUAUCUUCUCGUUUUUAUCUUGAAAUUAUUGGAUAUGUUGUAAAUUCUAGUUAGGCAUUGGAAGUUGAAGUUAAACUCGAUUUAUGAGCAGUAUUUUGUGAUAAAAGUGUAUGUAUAUAUGCGGAAUUGUAUAUUAUAUGUGAAAAUCACGAAUUAUAUCACUUUUUGAUUUUUAU
Messenger RNA from Phaedon cochleariae (mustard beetle), 6388 nucleotides. Lineage: Eukaryota; Metazoa; Arthropoda; Insecta; Coleoptera; Chrysomelidae. The record is from the annotation of a GenBank genome assembly.